AUGGAAUUAAACAGUGCUAGUGUAAUCAGGAAUGACACAAGUGCUACAGAGAUUACAAUUCUAUCAGCAAUUCCUGAUGUGAUUAAAGAAGUGCCAACACUUGAACCAAGAUGCUAUCUCAAUGACACGAAACAUUUGACUGAGCGCUUAUGGCUCGUAACAAUCCUUGGCUCAGCUCUUAGUACUAUCAGUAUUGUUGAGAAUGCUUUCCUAUUCUUAAUUUUUAUCACUACCAAACAGCAUCGUCGCAGUCAUUCGCUCUAUUUAUUACUUCUGGCACUUACUGAUAUAUUUAUUAGUUUAACUUAUAUAUUAAUAAUGUCUGUAAAAGUGCUCUGUCAAUACAAUGAAUGGGUUUUCAUGAAAAAAAUUUGGAUGACAUAUGUAGUACCAAUGAUGACCAUGUCGCAUGUCGCCAUAACCGCCUCAUCCUUUCUUAUCGUUUUCGCUACCGUAGAGAGAUUCUGUAUCACCGCUUCAAACCAUUAUGUCGAAUUUUUGCAGAAUAAUCGCUGCUACAUAGCUUUGUUAGCUGUAUUAAUUGGUGUGUUCACCAAAGGAACACUGAUACUUGAGCUUAAGCCAAUUCAUAAUUCGAAUUGUACUGGAACAAUAAAUGAAUAUCGGCUGGAGAUAACAGCAUUAGUAAGCCAUAACGAACACUACAAAUUGUUUCGUUUUUGGUUUCGCAAUAUUGUUACUAUUCUAUUUCCAUUUUUCACAUUGAUAUUCCUAAAUGCUCGAAUUGUUAAUGAGCUGAGGAAAAAUUUUAUUGCUGAAAAGCAUAAUAUGGAAUUAACGCAUGCUACUAAUGCCAAAGAGCGAAAAGCUCGAAUUCGAGCAGCUACACGAACUUUAAUGCUUGUUGCUUGCACUUAUCUUCUAGCAAAUAUGCUCAAUGUCAUUAUAACCAUUUGGGAGCACAUCGAUGCGACAUCACUUUUCAGCAGUUUUUUGGACUUCUACAUCUUUAGCGUUGAUACGGUAUCGUUGUUGACCAUAGUGGCAUGCGCUUUACGGUUACCCAUAUAUGCAAGUUGUCAACCAGCGCUUCGUGCUGAACUGAUUCAUUUUGCAAAAUCAUUUUGUAAGAGGCCAAGACACGUGAAUGACGGACGUAAUGAAGCACUACUUAUUAAUCGUAAUGGUACUAUCAGUGAAACAUUGUUCAAUGAAUAA
Brugia malayi is the source of this 1179-nucleotide messenger RNA. RefSeq lists its product as uncharacterized. The coding region runs from base 1 to 1179 and encodes 392 amino acids. NCBI's taxonomy places the organism in Eukaryota, Metazoa, Nematoda, Chromadorea, Rhabditida, Onchocercidae. Gene Ontology annotation, molecular function: G protein-coupled receptor activity. Gene Ontology annotation, cellular component: membrane. The transcript has 5 exons. The record is from RefSeq and is a predicted model, not a curated record. Gene Ontology annotation, biological process: G protein-coupled receptor signaling pathway.